ACGUUAUUAUUGCAUGAGGUGAGGGCAUCAAAUCAUGCAACGUCAGCUGUGCAAUAGUGAGAGAGUGAGAGAGUGAGAGCAGGGCAAGCUGGUCAGGUCAGCUGUGGACAUGUGAAAAAGAGGCGUUGCGUUCGAGGUCUGGCGGGUUCCAGGCGACUUCUGACGUUGAUCGUUUGCGUUGUUGGGCUUCGACAUCCACCAGUUGGCGCCGAUUCGUGAUUCAAGUCUUUCUUAAACCAGCCUCCUCCAGCUUCAGCUUCUCUCGUUCUCUCGCAUAUCUUUCACAUGUACAUACGACGUAGCGAAUAGCGAUACCGGGCAAACUACACGAAAGCGAGGGAGCUCGAAUAAACCUUCCCUGACCUUACCUUACCUAGGCAACGGAUCCAACAGCGAUCAGCCUUGCUCGUCCUGCAGCCUGGUGGAGAGGGAAAUAGCUAUUUACGUGUCCGCCGUCGUCCGAUUUCUCGGAUUCACUCGAUGUAUCAAAGUAACCUUUCUCAGAGAGGCCCCUCCUCUAUGACCCACGACAACCUCCGCUCUCCCAACGCCAUACCUCCGCGAACGUCCUCGACCGGUCAGAAUGGACUAAACCACGUUGCGUCGAAACCUGUGUUGAAGCCUGUGCCGGAGGGAGACUGGAUCAGUCAGAGGAAACGAUCGAUUUCGAACAUGGAGGCCGUUAAUCCUACGAUCCAACCUUCGGGUGGGCCCGACCCGUCGAAAUAUUACAAAAACGAUAUGGCGUUCAAUGGGAAGGGGAGCUGGUCUGCGACGAAGGAGAAGGUGUUGCUUGGGCCAUAUGAUUAUCUGUUCGCACAUCCGGGCAAGGAUAUUCGGUCACAAUUCAUCGUGGCUUUCAAUGAAUGGUUGGAGGUCCCGGCAGAGAGUUUGGAGGUCAUUACAAAGGUUGUGGGGAUGCUACAUACGGCUUCGUUGCUGGUUGAUGAUGUGGAGGAUUCGUCGUUGUUGAGAAGAGGGUUGCCAGUCGCGCAUAGUAUCUUUGGGACGGCACAGACGAUCAAUUCGGCGAAUUAUGUCUAUUUCCUGGCCCUGCAGGAAUUGACGAAGCUGAAGAAUCCGAAGGCUGUUAGCAUCUAUACCGAGGAGCUGUUGAAUCUGCAUAGAGGUCAGGGCAUGGAUUUGUUUUGGAGAGAUACUCUUACAUGUCCGAGCGAGGACGAUUACCUAGAGAUGGUGGGCAACAAGACUGGAGGAUUAUUCAGAUUAGCCAUCAAGCUGAUGCAAGCAGAGAGCGGCAAGCUCAAAGACUGCGUCCCCCUAGUCAACCUCAUGGGCAUAAUCUUCCAAAUCAGAGACGACUACCAAAACCUCUCCUCCCCAGAAUACUCCCACAACAAAGGCCUCUGCGAAGAUCUAACCGAAGGCAAAUUCUCCUUCCCCAUCAUCCACAGCAUCCGCGCCCGCCCCGAGAACAUGCAACUCCUCAACAUCCUGAAGCAAAAAACGGACGACGAGCAAGUGAAGCGAUACGCCGUGUCGUACAUGGAGAACACAGGCAGCUUCGAGUAUUGCAGGAAAGUGCUCGCGACGCUCCUAGAUAGGGCCAGACGGUUGGUCGAGGAGUUGGAUGAGGGGGAGCAUAAGGGGAGGGGCGUGCUGAAGAUUUUGGACAAGAUGACGGUCUGAAAUGUAUGUUGUGUUAUGUUUAUGGGGAUUUUGGGGCGUUAAGGGAGAUAUCCGUUUGCUUUGAAUGCGAUCUGGAUUGAGAUCGUGCUUCAAUUUACGUGCAUGGAUUCUACCUGAUCCGACUUUGCAUUCGUGAUUUU
Molecule: messenger RNA, 1790 nt
Organism: Mollisia scopiformis
Lineage: Eukaryota; Fungi; Ascomycota; Leotiomycetes; Helotiales; Mollisiaceae
Product: geranylgeranyl pyrophosphate synthase-like protein
Exons: 2
Coding region: 481-1650 (389 amino acids)
Biological process (GO): isoprenoid biosynthetic process
Molecular function (GO): prenyltransferase activity
Source: RefSeq, a predicted model, not a curated record